CGGACCAGCCGGCGCAAGCGGGCGAAGGUAGAAUACAGAGAGAUGGAUGAAAGUUUGGCCAACCUCUCAGAAGAUGAGUAUUACUCGGAAGAGGAGAGAAAUGCUAAAGCAGAGAAGGAAAAGAAGCUCCCCCCGCCACCUCCUCAAGCCCCACCUGAGGAAGAGAAUGAAAGUGAGCCUGAAGAACCAUCUGGGCAAGCAGGAGGACUUCAAGACGACAGUUCUGGAGGGUAUGGAGACGGCCAAGCAUCAGGUGUGGAGGGUGCAGCUUUCCAGAGCAGACUUCCUCAUGACCGGAUGACUUCUCAAGAAGCAGCCUGUUUCCCAGAUAUUAUCAGUGGGCCACAGCAGACGCAGAAGGUUUUUCUGUUUAUUAGGAACCGCACAUUGCAGUUGUGGUUGGAUAAUCCAAAGAUUCAGCUGACAUUUGAGGCUACUCUCCAACAGUUAGAAGCGCCUUAUAACAGUGAUACUGUUCUUGUCCACCGAGUUCACAGUUACUUAGAGCGUCAUGGUCUUAUCAACUUUGGCAUCUAUAAGAGGAUAAAACCCCUACCAACUAAAAAGACAGGAAAGGUAAUUAUUAUAGGCUCUGGGGUCUCCGGCUUGGCAGCAGCUCGACAGUUACAAAGUUUUGGAAUGGAUGUCACCCUUCUGGAAGCCAGGGAUCGUGUGGGUGGACGAGUUGCUACAUUUCGCAAAGGAAAUUAUGUAGCUGAUCUUGGAGCCAUGGUAGUAACAGGACUUGGAGGGAAUCCCAUGGCUGUGGUCAGCAAACAAGUAAAUAUGGAACUGGCCAAGAUCAAGCAAAAAUGUCCACUUUAUGAAGCCAAUGGACAAGCUGACACUGUCAAGGUUCCUAAAGAAAAAGAUGAAAUGGUAGAGCAAGAAUUUAACCGGUUGCUAGAGGCCACAUCUUACCUUAGUCAUCAGCUAGACUUCAAUGUCCUCAAUAAUAAGCCUGUGUCCCUCGGGCAGGCCUUGGAGGUUGUCAUUCAGUUGCAAGAGAAACAUGUCAAAGACGAGCAGAUUGAGCAUUGGAAGAAGAUAGUGAAAACUCAGGAAGAAUUGAAAGAACUUCUUAAUAAGAUGGUCAAUUUGAAAGAGAAAAUCAAAGAACUCCAUCAGCAAUACAAAGAAGCAUCUGAAGUGAAGCCACCAAGAGAUAUUACUGCAGAGUUCUUGGUGAAAAGCAAACACAGGGACCUGACUGCCCUUUGCAAGGAAUAUGAUGAAUUAGCUGAAACACAAGGAAAGCUAGAAGAGAAACUUCAAGAGUUGGAAGCCAAUCCGCCAAGUGAUGUAUAUCUUUCUUCAAGAGACAGACAAAUACUUGAUUGGCAUUUUGCAAAUCUUGAAUUUGCUAAUGCUACACCUCUUUCUACCCUCUCCCUUAAACAUUGGGAUCAGGAUGAUGACUUCGAGUUUACUGGCAGCCACCUGACAGUGAGGAAUGGCUACUCAUGCGUGCCCGUGGCUUUAGCAGAAGGCCUUGAUAUUAAGCUGAAUACAGCAGUGCGACAGGUUCGCUACACUGCUUCAGGGUGUGAAGUGAUAGCCGUGAACACCCGCUCCACAAGUCAAACCUUUAUUUAUAAAUGCGACGCCGUGCUCUGCACCCUUCCACUGGGCGUGUUGAAGCAGCAGCCCCCAGCCGUUCAGUUUGUGCCACCUCUGCCUGAGUGGAAGACAUCUGCGGUCCAGAGGAUGGGGUUUGGCAACCUAAACAAGGUUGUGUUGUGUUUUGACCGAGUAUUCUGGGAUCCAAGUGUUAAUCUGUUCGGACAUGUCGGCAGUACAACGGCCAGCAGGGGUGAGCUCUUCCUCUUCUGGAACCUCUAUAAAGCUCCAAUACUGUUGGCACUAGUAGCAGGAGAAGCUGCCGGCAUCAUGGAAAACAUAAGCGAUGACGUGAUUGUUGGCCGAUGUUUGGCCAUUCUCAAAGGGAUUUUUGGUAGCAGUGCAGUGCCCCAGCCCAAGGAAACUGUGGUGUCUCGCUGGCGUGCUGAUCCCUGGGCCCGGGGCUCCUAUUCCUACGUAGCUGCAGGGUCAUCUGGAAAUGACUAUGAUUUGAUGGCUCAGCCAAUCACUCCUGGCCCUUCGAUCCCAGGUGCCCCACAGCCAAUUCCACGACUCUUCUUCGCGGGAGAACAUACAAUCCGCAACUACCCAGCUACAGUCCAUGGUGCUCUACUGAGUGGGCUGCGAGAAGCAGGGAGGAUUGCGGACCAGUUCUUGGGAGCCAUGUACACCCUGCCUCGCCAGGCAGCUCCGGGUGUCCCCGCGCAGCAGUCCCCAAGCAUGUGAGACAGACGCAGUCUACGAGAGGAGGCCCAUGUGCGUGUCUUCUGCUGUGUAAGCAAAGCUCUCCAAUAGCAAUACUUGAUUCCACUGAGAAACGCCCGUCAUGGCAUCGAGGCCCAUGAUCAACAGAUCUAAGGGGCUUGCCUCAUCUAAGUGACUUGGAGCGUAGGGAAGAACCUGUCCCCUUACCUGGGGAAUUGUCUUCAUGAAGACUGAGGCAAGCAAGUGCCGUGACGUAACAUCUUAGUCUUCUGGUGUGUGGUGGUUUUUUUAUACUUCGAGAAUAAAACUUCAUAUAAAAUUA
Messenger RNA from Tupaia belangeri chinensis (Chinese tree shrew), 2608 nucleotides. It is a transcript of the gene KDM1A, whose product is annotated as lysine demethylase 1A. NCBI's taxonomy places the organism in Eukaryota, Metazoa, Chordata, Mammalia, Scandentia, Tupaiidae. Gene Ontology annotation, molecular function: chromatin binding; transcription factor binding; oxidoreductase activity. The record is from RefSeq and is a predicted model, not a curated record. Gene Ontology annotation, biological process: regulation of DNA-templated transcription; chromatin remodeling. Gene Ontology annotation, cellular component: nucleus.